CCGUACAGUUGGAAAUGUGACAAGGAAAUGUUUUUUUAUUAUCCAGGCAGUGUGUAUGAAUUGACCUGUUGGAGGCAUGCAGCUCUAUUGAAGUGAAUGAUCAAACUAAUGGAGUUCAUUAUCUGACCCAAAUGAAUAUAGGACCCGCCCACCGCUGAGCUAUAUGCGCCAAGGGCUUUCAUCCAAUGAAUGUAAGUCUAAUACGACACUAUGUGGCGUCCCUCAAAUCCAUAUCCACGAGUCUUGAGUCUGUCUUCUCACUUUAGCUUCCAUGAUUUAUGAACACGUCUGGAUCGAUGGAUUACACGUCAGUUUGUCAAAGUAGGGACGUUUAACAAUAUUUUGUUUUUGGCUCUACAAUGUCUUUCUAAAUUACUUUGCUACUGAUAGAGAUCACUAAAGGACUUCUGAGGAGGUUAAAGUACCUCAUCUGUUGGACUGAACCGGUAACAUCACGGACAAUGUUUUCGGCAACAGGAAAGCGUUGUUUUACUAUUGAAUCUUUGGUGGCGAAGGAAAGCCCCUUAACACCAGAAGACCCAAUUCGCCCUACCGCCCUAAGCUACACAGCACCCGCUGACAGUUUUCUGAACGGCUAUCAAAACCCCGCAGGCCGCGCGCUCUACCCAAACCCCGAACUGGUGUUUUCGGAGACUGUGAACCAUGCACCUCUGAGCAUGCAUCCACAUCAGCUCGGCAGCACGCACCUUCAGCACCCUCACUUCUUUGGCACGCAGCAUCGUGAACCACUCAAUUUCUACCCAUGGGUUAUAAGGAACAGAUUUUUUGGCCAUCGGUUUCAAGGUAACGACGUCUCACAGGACACGUUGUUACUGCAUGGACCUUUCGCCAGGAAGCCGAAGCGGAUCCGCACCGCGUUCUCGCCCUCUCAGCUGCUGCGUCUGGAGAGAGCUUUCGAGAAAAACCAUUAUGUUGUCGGAGCAGAACGGAAACAGCUCGCCAACAGCCUCAGUCUAUCUGAGACUCAGGUAAAGGUGUGGUUCCAGAACCGAAGGACCAAAUAUAAGCGACAGAAGCUGGAAGAAGAAGGUCCAGAGUCCACACAGAAGAAGAAGGGAAACCAUCAUAUUAACCGCUGGAGGAUCGCCACCAAACAGAAUGGAUCUGAGGACAUAGAUGUGAUGUCCGAUGCCUGAAACUAACAUAGACACUGUCCAAAUGAACAUACAAGACCAAGAAAAGCACUAUUUAUUUAAUGUGAUUAGCCAUGCUAUGUCAGAUUGUAAACCUAACUGCAGAGGACCUGACCACGUGGUGUGUAUGUGUGUAAUUUACUUUAAGGACUGUACACCAUAGUUCAUUAAAAUACCUCUGCUGCAAUGAAUCAAAUGUUUCCUGUCACAGAAUAUCAGCUAUUAUGUUUUUUGUCUCUACUUUUGAAAAAGAAAUUGUACUUGAAAUCUAAAAAGUUAUAGGUGAAUUUUAACAGAUGCUGAUCAGAAGUCAGUAUUUUUUAACUAUUAUUAAUUUUGCAUAGUUAAUUGGUAAAUAUUUUUGUGAUUUAAUGGGUUUUAAUGUAUCCUGAAUUGAUAUUGAAAAUGUGUAGAUUUUCAAACUAAGACAUCCAAAUGACAUUCAGGAGUUAUUAAAAUGAUUAAAACUGCUAGCCUAAAAUGUAAAUGAUGUAAGGAAGGUUUACCUGCCAGUUUUAACAUGAGCCAUCCACACACCGCAGAAAGUGUGUAGGCUUUGUGUAAAUAAUGAUGUCUGUUUCUAAAGGAGUAGGAAAUUGUGUUAGAGACUGGUGCUGUAAAUCCAGUGUUUGAACAUAACGGAGUGUGCACUGUCAUUUAGGCCUACUUGUAAAUACAGGUUGAUAGGUGCAUGAACUAAGAUGAAUGUUUACCAAUUAACUCAUUAGUUUCUUUGUAGUGUUCAUUCACUGAAAUACAUUUUAUAUAAAAAAUACAAAAAUUUCCAUGAUUAAUAAAGAUGUUUCAGAGGCAACGCACACCUUAUUGUUAAUGAAAUGAGAAAAAAUACUGUCCAUUACUUUAUCAUCUAGGUAAAAAAACAAUUUACCCUUUUAAAAUGUUUGUGCACACGCAUUCCCAGAUAAAAAAAGACAAUGCCUGCAGGCAAUUCUCUCAUCUCACCUUGCUAACUUCCUGUCAAAAGAAACAGAGGCAGAUUGUGUUAAACGAAGCCAUGGGUGACCACUGACCUUAAGAUUUGACCCCGAGCCUGCAGUGUGAACAAGGGUUGUGAGAGUGAAACGCGCAAAGUGAUGACACCCGGGUAUCACUGUCAAGUACGACAAGAGUGUAUUCAGACAAAGGUUGUUUUGGUGCGUUUGUUUUG
Messenger RNA from Misgurnus anguillicaudatus (oriental weatherfish), 2322 nucleotides. It is a transcript of the gene emx1, whose product is annotated as empty spiracles homeobox 1. NCBI's taxonomy places the organism in Eukaryota, Metazoa, Chordata, Actinopteri, Cypriniformes, Cobitidae. Gene Ontology annotation, cellular component: nucleus. Gene Ontology annotation, biological process: regulation of transcription by RNA polymerase II; neuron differentiation; brain development. The record is from RefSeq and is a predicted model, not a curated record. Gene Ontology annotation, molecular function: DNA-binding transcription factor activity, RNA polymerase II-specific; RNA polymerase II cis-regulatory region sequence-specific DNA binding.